AGCCAAUACCUCUGAAACGGCACAAUUUUCUACAGCCAGAGGUGAUGUUGACAAUACCUUUUUAUGGCAUUUAAGAAUGGCUCAUUUAAAUGUAUCUGAUGUCAACAAGCUGCCUAUUGCUGCCGAGGGUGUGACUAUUGAAACAAAAAGUGACAAUAUCAGAUGUACUCAUUGUGCAGAAGGAAAACAGACAAGACUGCCAUUCAACAAGGUGGGUUCCAGAGCCACACAGCCCCUUGAGCUCAUACAUUCUGACUUAUGUGGGCCGAUGGAACACCUAUCAGUCUCAGUUGAUCUCCAAGGAGAAGAAGACCUGUCAUCAGUCAGCUCCAGUAGUUCCUCUGACAAGGAGGAGAGCCCAGUGACCAGUGAUGACAGCUCGAAAGGUAACACCGCAGCUCAUUUGAGUCCGACAAAUUCCGACGGUACACCAGGCAGCAAAGGUAAGGCUAUAAAGCCUGUAAAAGAUAAUAACAGUGAAGAUUCUAAUAGUGAAUAUCAGACUGAUACGGAUGAUCUUGAUGAAACCUACUAUCCCCCGGUAAAUACAAGUUUAUCGCAAAGUCAGGACAAGAAAAUGACUCUAAGGCCCCGCAAGAAUGCAAAUGAGAAUACUCUGUUCUGUUUAUACACUAAUUUGUCCGAUCCACAGUCAGUAGAAUAA
Molecule: messenger RNA, 664 nt
Organism: Cydia splendana
Lineage: Eukaryota; Metazoa; Arthropoda; Insecta; Lepidoptera; Tortricidae
Exons: 2
Coding region: 77-664 (195 amino acids)
Source: RefSeq, a predicted model, not a curated record